AUUUUUUAUAUAAAAUAAUGCAAGAUUUUGUCAGAAUGCCAAAUGCAGGUUACCUUCAUGAUGGACCCUUCGGUAAUGAGCUGAGGAAUGCAGUAAAAAGAAGAGAUAUUUCAGACAAUCAUAAGAAAAUGAAACUGCAGUCAAUAAUUUAGUAAAAUCGAUAAUAUCUCCCCAAUUGAAUCCCCCAUUAACCCUCCCAAGAUGCUGCUAACACCAGAAAAUGAACCUAAAAAGAAAAUAUCGGUCAUCAAGAAAAGUAAAAUCUACACAAAAGCCAGUUCAAAUUACAACUCAAGAUACUCUCCAAUCUCACCAAACUUUCCUAAUGCUCCUUCAAAUAAGGAGGAAGUCACAGAUAAAUAAAAUUAUCAGAAACCAGUCAUCUUGACUCCCAAAAGUGAAGCAAAGAGAACUCAAGGGAGUUAAUUCUCUAUACUACUCUUCCUCCCCAAUGAACAGGAAGAAAUGGGGGAUCGAGAACUCAAGGCUUAUAAUGCCAAAGUCAACCACCAGCGCUAAGUUGUUCAGAAUCAUGCAGAAAUAGAGGGCAGAACAUAAAAUCGCACCAGAGGAUGCCUGAGAUUAUCCCAUCUUCUAAAAUAUAUGGUGGGUUCAAAAGUAAAGCCAAACUGAAUGCAUCCAACUCAGAUAUUUCCCCUCAUAAUUUAAUCCUGAAAGGGAAUAAAUAAAGGAAUUAUUGACUCAAAUAUUUUCAUAACUAAAUCAAACUACAAGUCAUUUGACAACAAGAACAACCUUGAUGAUGUCAAGUUCUGCGACUUCAAUAUCCAAGCCAAACUCUUCAGCGACAAGAACCUUGGAAAGCUCUCUGAUGAAGAAGAUGUUGAAUACACAAUGUCACCGAAAUUAGGUAUCAAGAAAGCAGUCUAUAACCAAGACUCCGCUCAUACUUUUGUGUACCAUUCACGUAAUGAACCAUCUAAGAAAUCUGAUUCUGACUGAUUCAGUACUCAAAAUGCCCGAAAAGGUCAGAAAUAAACCUCCAAAACUAUCGUUAAAGCCUCUGAACAAUGCUUUUAUUACCAAAUAACUUUCAUGAAAAGCACCUUUUAAAUUCCAGAAAAAGUGUGUUGAUAAAAUAACAAGUCAAAGAAGCCAGUCCCAAAAGGAGUCAGAAAGUGGUUCAAACACUUCAGUAAAUUUCCCAGGAAGUCGAUCCUUACUAAGGAAUACGCCUCAGAACAGAUCCACAAGUUGGUUCAGAGAUAUAAAUCAGAAGGUUAGCAAAGAUAGGGUCGCCCUAGUCUAUGAAUUCUUCAGUUUCUAGC
Molecule: messenger RNA, 1289 nt
Organism: Moneuplotes crassus
Lineage: Eukaryota; Ciliophora; Spirotrichea; Euplotida; Euplotidae
Source: the annotation of a GenBank genome assembly